GAUAAUUUCAUUUCUGUUGUAUUAUCAAAAAUGACUAAAGCCAUCACUCUUGCUAUCUUUAUGGUCGUCCUCGUUUUAGGGAUGGUGACAAAGGAAACGCAAGGAGAAGAAAAACAGUGUUAUGAUUAUCUUUUAACACCGCAGGAAAACUGCGAAGGUUUGAUAUGCGCACAUGAAUGUACUAUGCAGCAUGGUGGAAACGGCGUGUGUGUUGAUACUACAAGCACGGUCUGCAUCUGCACUUAUGACUGCACCAGUUGAUUUGUCUUCUGUUAUCCACAAACUAUAUCAUCAAUCUUUGACUUACU
Messenger RNA from Arabidopsis thaliana (thale cress), 308 nucleotides. It is a transcript of the gene LCR54, whose product is annotated as low-molecular-weight cysteine-rich 54. The record is from RefSeq and is marked reviewed. Gene Ontology annotation, cellular component: extracellular region. Bases 31 to 261 code for a protein of 76 amino acids. Lineage: Eukaryota; Viridiplantae; Streptophyta; Magnoliopsida; Brassicales; Brassicaceae. The transcript is spliced from 2 exons.